Neltuma alba is the source of this 1325-nucleotide messenger RNA. RefSeq names its product D-xylose-proton symporter-like 2. The record is from RefSeq and is a predicted model, not a curated record. Gene Ontology annotation, molecular function: D-glucose transmembrane transporter activity. NCBI's taxonomy places the organism in Eukaryota, Viridiplantae, Streptophyta, Magnoliopsida, Fabales, Fabaceae. The annotation marks the transcript as partial. Gene Ontology annotation, cellular component: membrane. Gene Ontology annotation, biological process: D-glucose transmembrane transport. The transcript has 12 exons.
AAAUAAUCUUAUAAUCGGGACAUUUUCCCUCCUCCUUGAUGAGCCAAUUUGGGUGGGCGUCCUUCUCAGCCUUUGUAGUCCACAACAAUGGCGUCUGAAAUCCCGCGCAAAAGUCUCUCCUCUCGCGACAAGGAAAUUGCAUCAUCUCAUGAUAAUGGUGGUGCUCGGGAGCCUCUUCUUCACGGGAUUCAUGGACCUGAAUACUAUUCUGCCCAUGCUGCAAUCCUUCCAUUUCUUUUCCCUGCAUUUGGAGGGCUACUUUAUGGCUAUGAUAUUGGUGCCACGUCGUGUGCAACAAUUUCUAUCCAGUCGCCAACUUUAAGUGGGACAUCAUGGUAUAACUUGACUUUUGUUGAAAUAGGUCUCAUCACAAGUGGAUCAUUAUAUGGGGCUUUGGCAGGCUCUGUGCUGGCCUUCAAUGUUGCUGACUUCUUAGGUAGAAAGAGGGAAUUGAUUUUGGCGGCAUCUCUUUAUCUUGCUGGAGCACUUAUAACUGCACUAGCUGUUGGUUUUCCUAUCGUCGUGGUUGGACGCUUUGUGUAUGGUAUGGGGAUUGGACUGGCGAUGCAUUCUGCUCCGAUAUAUAUUUCUGAGACAGCUCCAACACAGAUACGAGGGCUAUUAGUUUCUCUCAAAGAGUUCUUUAUAGUUCUUGGAAUGAUAGUAGGCUUUGGGUUUGGUAGUAUUCUUGUUGACAUGGUUUCUGGCUGGCGAUAUAUGUAUGGUGCUAGUACUCCAUUAGCUGUCAUAAUGGGAAUUGGCAUGUGUUGGCUUCCACAUUCUCCUAGAUGGCUACUAUUACGUGCUAUACAAGAAAAGGGAAAUGGCCAACAUUUAAGAGAGGCUGCAAUUCUUUGUUUGCACCGUCUUAGGGGUCCAGCUAUUGGUGACUCAGCUCCUCGGCUAGUAGAUGAGAUUAUGGGUGAGCUUUAUUAUGUAGGUGAAGAGAAAGAAGUCACGAUGGGAGAGAUUUUUCAAGGAAAAUGCUUCAAAGCUGUUGUGAUUGGUGCAGGACUGCUCUUGUUUCAGCAGAUCACUGGACAACCGAGUGUCCUUUAUUAUGCUGCAUCAAUCCUUCAGAGUGCAGGAUUCUCCGCGGCCCAUGAUGCUACCCGAGUCUCUAUUCUCCUUGCCUUGCUAAAGUUAAUUAUGACUGCUGCUGCUGUUGUCAUUGUGGAUAGUCUUGGAAGGAGACCUUUACUGCUUGGAGGAGUUUCGGGGAUGGUUAUAUCCUUGUUCCUUCUGGGUUCAUAUUACUUAUUCCUGAAUGAUGCAUUGAGUAUUGCGAUAGUUGGUCUUCUGCUGUAUGUGGGGGGUUUUAUCAG